CUUUACGUAGCCCUCGACGUCAGCUACGUACAGGAAACAGCUGACAUCCGCUAAUAGGAGAGCGAAACAGAAACUGCAUUAUUUUAUAAUAGGGCAAAUCCUGCACCAGUAUGAGUAAUGGAGAAUCCCAGUACAUCCAAAGUGGUUCUGCUGGCCUGCGGCUCCUUCAACCCCAUCACUAACAUGCACCUGAGGAUGUUUGAGCUGGCCAGAGAUCACCUGGAAGACACAGGUCAGUACAGUGUCAUAAAAGGAAUCAUCUCCCCGGUGGGCGAUGCCUAUAAGAAGAAGGGUUUGAUUGAGGCCAGCCACCGGGUGGAGAUGGCCAGACUGGCCACAGAAAGCUCAGAGUGGAUCACAGUGGACUCCUGGGAGAGCCAGCAGUCAGACUGGGUGGAGACGGCUAAAGUUAUCCGGCAUCACUAUGAAGAGCUGUCGCUAGAGAACAUAACAGGGACAACUGUGGACACCGUCAAGUAUACGAAGAAGAGACGUAUAGAGGAGAAUUAUAUAGCGAGUUCAGUUCAUCACAGGAAAAGAGAUGGCCCUCAGCUGAUGCUGCUGUGUGGAGCAGACGUCCUCGAAUCCUUUGGAAUCCCCAAUCUGUGGAAGCAGGAGGACGUCGCGGAGAUCGUGGGUCGGUACGGGCUGGUUUGCAUCACCCGCAGCGGCGGCGACCCACACAAGUUCAUCAACCAGUCGGACGAGCUGUGGAAGUAUCGCAAGAACAUUCACAUCGUCCACGAAUGGGUGAUGAACGAUAUCUCAGCGACUCACGUGCGCCGGGCGCUGCGUCGAGGCCGAAGCGUCAGAUACCUGCUGCCCGAGAGCGUCAUCCACUACAUUCAGGAACACGGCCUCUACAGCGCCGAGAGCGAGCAGAAAAACGCUGAUGUGGUUCUGGCACCUUUUCAGAAAUACUCUGAUGCCUCUACAAGCGGAUAGCUUACUGACAUGUAUAUGAAAAGACAGAAACCGGUUGUGAAGCUGAAACAAGUCGCACAUUUUAUUGAUGCUCUCAAUAGUGCCUGCUCCACAGAUUGUAGUAAUUGAAUAAUUAUAGUUUCAUUUUUGCAUUGUCAAAUAAAGCAGCUGAGCUAAGGUUCAACUACAAAUAAACAGUUUUAUACUUUUGAUAUUUUGUACAAAAAUUGAUCCGAUAAUUUUUAUUGAAUAAAAAUAUACUUGAAUGAUUCUGACACUGCUUUAACUCUGUCACCUCAUAUAUUUUCACUCAUGAACUGGAACUUUCCAUCUGCACUCCCCCUUCCCCUUUUAAGAAGCCAAAGUCUCUCUGGAAACACUUUUUGUUGGACUAAGCAAUUUGUGCCACAUUAAUAAUAAACAGGUUUCUUUAAUUUU
Xiphophorus hellerii (green swordtail) is the source of this 1362-nucleotide messenger RNA. RefSeq names its product nicotinamide nucleotide adenylyltransferase 1 (gene nmnat1). NCBI's taxonomy places the organism in Eukaryota, Metazoa, Chordata, Actinopteri, Cyprinodontiformes, Poeciliidae. Gene Ontology annotation, cellular component: nucleus. The record is from RefSeq and is a predicted model, not a curated record. Gene Ontology annotation, molecular function: nicotinate-nucleotide adenylyltransferase activity; nicotinamide-nucleotide adenylyltransferase activity. Gene Ontology annotation, biological process: NAD+ biosynthetic process.